Messenger RNA from Stegastes partitus (bicolor damselfish), 8224 nucleotides. Its product is annotated as fibronectin-like. NCBI's taxonomy places the organism in Eukaryota, Metazoa, Chordata, Actinopteri, Pomacentridae. The coding region runs from base 143 to 7540 and encodes 2465 amino acids. The record is from RefSeq and is a predicted model, not a curated record. Gene Ontology annotation, biological process: heart development; nervous system development; cell-matrix adhesion. Gene Ontology annotation, molecular function: proteoglycan binding; integrin binding; extracellular matrix structural constituent. The transcript has 46 exons. Gene Ontology annotation, cellular component: extracellular region.
GCCUGUAAAAGCAGCCAAAGGGAGCUGAGACUAAGGGACGCAAACCAGAUCUCUCCAAGCUUUAGUUCUACACUCGUUUCUUUAAAAAAAAAUACUUUGUUCAUUUUCUUCUUUGUAUUUAAAUCCUUAUUCUUCCACAAAAAUGACUGGUAGCCCAUUGACAGGGUUGCUGGUUGCACUGUGCGUAAGCAGUGCAGUCCACGGCUUGCCAAAGACCAAAAGACAAACUGGCCAGUAUCAGGUGUAUCCUGACCUCCAGGACGCAGCGGCUGUUACUCCAGCCAGGUGUGAGGAAAACGGUCGCUCAUACAGACUGAACGAGCAGUGGGAGAAACCCUACCGUGGUAGUACACUGGUGUGCACCUGCAACGGAGCAGCAGGCAUCAAGUGUAAAACUAAGCCUCAAGUGGAGGAGUCCUGUUAUGAUAAGCACAAUGACCGGACAUACCGAGUCGGUGAAACCUAUGAGAGACCAAAGGACGGAAUGAUGUGGGACUGCACCUGCAUCGGUUCUGGUCGAGGCAAGAUCAGCUGCACCAUCGCAAAUCGCUGCCAUGAAGGUGGGAGGUCUUAUAAAAUCGGUGACACUUGGCAGCGUCCUCAUGACACUGCUGACUACAUGCUGGAGUGUGUUUGUCUCGGAAAUGGCAAAGGAGAGUGGACAUGCAAACCUGUGGCUGAGCGUUGCUACGACAACAAUGCUGCAUCAUCGUACAUCGUGGGGGAGACCUGGGAGAAACCGUACCAAGGAUGGAUGAUGCUGGACUGUACCUGCCUGGGAGAGGGAAAUGGACGCAUCACUUGUACCUCGAGGAACCGUUGCAAUGACCAGGACACAAGGAAGUCCUACCGUAUUGGAGACACUUGGACAAAGACUGACACAAGUGGACAAGCUGUGCAGUGUCUGUGCUUAGGGAAUGGCCGUGGAGAAUGGAAGUGCGAAAGACACAACGCAGGCCGAUCCACAGGUGCUGUCGUGCUGACCCCCACCCGUUCUCAGACUCGGCAGCCUGAGCUACUCACUGAGGGAACCUGCCGCACAGACUCUGGAGCCUACUACUAUGACGGACAACGCUGGGUCAGAAACCAGGGCAGCAAGCAGAUGCUCUGUACCUGCCUGGGCAACGGAGUCAGCUGUCAGGAAUGGGAAGCCAAGAACCAGGUGUACGGCGGAAGCUCUAAUGGCCAGCCGUGUGCAUUCCCUUUCGUCUUCAUGGGGAAAACCUACUACUCCUGCACCUCAGAUGGACGCACAGACGGGCAGCUCUGGUGUUCUACAACUUCAGACUAUGAGAGAGAUCAGCAGUACUCUUUCUGUACUGAAAAGAACGCCAUUGUGACGACACGAGGUGGGAACUCCAACGGUGCCCUCUGCCACUUUCCCUUCCUCUACAGUGGUCGUAACUACACCGACUGCACCUCUGAUGGGCGUCGUGAUGGCAUGAGGUGGUGUGGUACCACCCACAACUACGACGCAGAGCAGCGCUUUGGAUUUUGCCCCAUGGCUGCCCAUGAAGAGGUAUGCACCACCAACGAAGGAGUGAUGUACCGAGUCGGCGACAAGUGGGACAAACGCCACGAUGUCAUGGGCCACAUGAUGGAGUGCACAUGCCAGGGCAACGGGCGCGGGGAGUGGAACUGCAUUGCUCACUCACAGCUGCGAGAUCAGUGUAUUGUCGAUGGCUUGACCUACGAAGUAAACCAGGAAUUUUCCAAGCGCCACAAUGAGGGCUACAUGAUGAACUGCACCUGCUACGGACAGGGACGUGGACGCUGGAAGUGUGACGCUAUUGAUCAGUGUCAGGAGCCACAGACCAGGAUGUUCUACCAGAUUGGAGAGACAUGGGACAAAGUCAUCCACAGCAUCCACUACCGCUGUGUGUGCUACGGAAACGGAAAUGGAGAACUGAGAUGUGAGCCCAUGCAGACAUACCAAGAUGGCCACCGACCCGUCCAGGUCAUCAUCACAGAGGCAGGAAAACAGCCAGACUCCCAUCCCAUCCAGUGGAACCCGCCUUCAUCGGUUCACAUUACCCAGUACAUCCUUAAAUGGAGAAUUAAAAACACCCGUGCUCCCUGGAGGGAGGCCACCAUCCCCGGCCACCUCAACUCCUACACCAUCAGCGGGCUCCGUCCAGGCGUCACCUACGAGGGUCAGCUGAUCAGCCUUCUGCGUUACGGACAGCGCGAGGUCACGCGCUUCGAUUUCACGACCACUGUUGGCUCUUUGGAAACAUCGGAGGGAGAGACGACGCCGCCUCCUCCGGUGGUGGACACUUCUGAGUCAGUGACAGAAAUCACCUCAAACAGCUUUGUGGUGUCCUGGACAUCAGCUUCUUCUACCAUCUCUGGCUUCAGGGUGGAGUAUGAGCUCAGUGAGGAAGGAGCUAAGACAAAAGUACUGGAUGUUCCUCGCAGCGCCACUUCCGUCACCAUCGCUGAUCUCCUACCAGGACGCAGAUACAAUGUCAGUGUUUAUGAGCUCCCAGAUCAGGGACAGCCAAACCUCAUCCUGACCACCUCACAGACUACAGCUCCUGAUACACCUUCUCAGCAUACUGUUGAUGACGUCGGAGAGACCUCAAUCCGAAUCAGCUGGUCCAAACCUCAGGCUCCUAUUACUGGUUACCGUGUGGUUUACACACCAUCAGUGGAAGGCAGCAGCACCGAGUUGACCCUGCCGGACUCUGAGACCUCGGUGACCUUGGCUGACCUUCGCCCUGGUCUGCGCUACAACAUCAGCAUCUAUGCAGUGGAGGAGGACCUGGAGAGCGAGCCUAUUUUUGUGCAGGUCAACACUGCUGGAUCUUCUACACAAGAGGUUGUUCCAGCCCCAACAGACCUGCAGUUCUACGAGGUUUCAGAUGUGAAGAUCACCAUCACCUGGACUGGUCCACCAAGCGAGGUGACAGGCUACAGAGUGAUCUACUCCCCCCUUGGCUCCGACGGAGCUGAGCUGAGGCCCCUGCAGAUGCCCAUCUCACCCAACGCAUACGCCGAUAUCACCCACCUGCAGCCCGGCACGCUCUACCGCUUCUACAUCUACGCCAUAAGUGGUGGAGUGGAGAGCGAGCCACUUGUGGGCGAGAAGACUACCAAACCUGAUGCACCCACAGACGUGCGCUUCACAGACAUCGGCCACGACAACGCAAUGGUCAUAUGGGAGGCUCCCCGUGCCAUCGUCACCGGUUUCCGUCUCUUCCUGAGCAUCGAAGGCUCUAGCCCUGUUGAGAAGAGGAUCCCCGGCCGGGUCACCCAGUACCCCUUGAGGAACUUGCGUCCUGACACGCAGUACACUGCUACCCUGCACUCUGAGCUGGACAAUGAGCUCAGCGAAGGCGUCACUACAUAUUUUACCACUGCUCCCAAGAUGGGAAAUGCUCCAACUUUCAGCACUGAGGUUACUGAUACCUCUAUCAUUGUCACCUGGAUACCAAUCCGCAGGUUCAGCUACAAGCUUUCUGUGCUUCCUAGUGAAUCGGGCGAGUCUCCCAAAGAAGCCACCUCUGAAUCUGGACGCGUUUAUAUCACCGAUCUGAGUCCUGGAACUCAGUACACCUACAGCGUUCAGCCCAUUUUCAAUGGACGCAACCGCGGACAGCCCAUCACCCGCAACGUCGUCACUUCCUUGUCUCCUCCCACUGACCUCAGAGUGGAGUCCAACCCCAACACAGGAGAUCUCACAGUCCACUGGGUAGCCUCCAGAACACCAGGUAUCACAGGCUACAGAGUGACAAGCACGCCAAACAGUGGCCAGAGAGGAAAUUCCCUGGAGGAGUUUGUUCGAGCUGAUCAGAACUCAUGUGUACUGGAGAACCUGAAUCUGGGUGUCGAGUACAACGUCAGCGUGUUCACUACCAAGGGCCAUUUGGAAAGUUUGCCUGUGUCCACCAUUGUCACACCAGAAAUCCCCCCACCAAGUCACAUUGACUUUGUCGACAUUACUGACACCACCAUCGGUCUGCGCUGGAUCCCUCUGAAAUAUACCACCAUUACUGGUUACCGGAUAACAGUAGUAACGUCAGGCGAGAGCAUGCCAAUUUUUCAAGAUAUGGUGGAAGCGUCUGCUGGUUAUUACACGAUUUACGGUUUGGAGCCGGGCGUCGACUAUGACAUCAGUAUCACCACUGUUACAGAAGACGGAGACAGCGAGCCGACCACACACACAAAGCAAACACAAGCUGCCAUCCCAGUUCCCACCAAUCUGCAAUUCGGAGGGGUGGGUCCUGACCACAUUAGGGUGACAUGGACGGUCCCCAAUGUUGCCACACCAAGCGACAUCUCUCGCUUUGUCAUCCGUUACCACCCUGUAGCCACAGAUGAUGACGUCAAGGAGGUUAAUGUUGGCGGAGCUACCAACACCUUCCUGCUGCAGAAUCUGCUGCCCAACACUGAGUACCGUAUUAGUGUUGUGUGCGUGUACGGUGAACGAGAAAGUGAACCAGCCACAGGGACUCAGAAGACAACUCUGGAUGCCCCGACUGGCUUGGACUUCUCUGACAUCCGGACCAACUCCUUCACCGUUCACUGGCUGGCUCCAACUGCUGUGAUCACCGGCUAUCGAAUCCGCUAUCAGAAGACGAGCGGUGGGCGGGCAAUGGAUGAGAGGCUUCCCCCAACCAGGAACCACUUCACCUUGACUGGACUAACACCCGAAACCGAAUAUCUGAUAUAUGUGUACGCUGUGAACAACAACCAGGAGAGUCAGCCUCUGACUGGCACACAGGCCACCAUCUCUGAUGCGCCCACCGACCUGGAGGUAUCAUCAUCCACCCCCACCAGCAUCACAAUUCGCUGGGACGCUCCCUCUGUCACCGUGAAGAACUACAGGAUCACCUAUGGAACAAGUGGUGAGGCUCUGCAAGAGUUUUCAAUCCCAGGCACUCAGACCUACGCCACCAUCACCGGACUGAAGCCCGGUACCGACUACACCAUCACAGUCUAUGCUGUUUCUGGACGAGGAGACAGCCCCGCCUCCAACACUCCUGUCUACAUAACACACAGAACUGAUACUGAGCCCCCCACUGACAUGAAGCUGACUGAUGUGAGUGACAACGCCAUCACAGUGCGCUGGACUCCUGCUCAGGGACCAGUCAGAGGCUACAGAAUCACAAGCGUCCCUAAGAAUGGCUUGGGACCUUCGUACUCUGAGGUGGUGGCUCCCGAUCAGACACAGAUGACGUUCACAGGUCUGAUGCCCACUGUUGAGUAUGUUGUGAGCGUUUAUGCUCUGGGCAAUGAUGGACAACCCUCUUCCCCCGUGGUGGAGAAUGCUGUCACUGCUAUGGACCGUCCAAAAGAACUGAGCUUCUCCGACAUCGACUCCACCUCCAUGCGCAUCACCUGGGAUAGUCCAGACGGCACCGUGACAUCGUACCGCAUCUUUUACUCCAGCUCAGAAGAAGGCGAGAGAGAGUUGCGUCCAGCACCCAGAGGCGACCAGGACAGUGUGUUGCUGAGCGGCCUUCGUCCCGGGACCGAGUACACUGUUAAAGUCAUUGCCCUCCAUGACCGAACGCCCAGCACACCCUUAGUGGGAACCCAGGCCACAGUGAUCCCUGCUCCGACCAACCUGAUGAUCUCAGAAGUCGGCCCUUCUGUCUUCACCGUGUCCUGGCGAGCACCAAAUGCACGUCUGAGCGGCUAUCGUGUCGUCAUCACCCCAAAGAACAUCAACAGCCCUCGCAAAGAAAUGAAUGUUGCUCCGGACACCACACGUGUUGUCGUACCAGGGCUCAUGGUGGCAACCACGUACCAGAUUCAGGUCUACGCUCUGAAGAACUCCGUCACCAGCAGACCACUGGAGGGAGAAACAACCACACUGGAAGACGUGAGCCCACCUCGACGUGUGCGUAUCUCUGAUGUGAAGGAUACUUCUUUCACGCUUACCUGGCGCACCAAGGUGGAAACUAUCACUGGUUUCCUCCUUGAAGCAACGCCGCUCAGUCGCUCGCAUCCCACCAUCACCAAGACCAUCCCAUCAGGAGCAUACACCUACACUCUCACAGGUCUGCAGCCCGGAACCAUGUACUCCGCCAACCUGUACACUCUGAACGGCAACACAAAGAGCGCCCCGAUUACUCUGACAAUUCAAACAGCUGAACCAGUUGUCCAGGCUCCCACCAGCCUCCAGGUCACAUCUUUGACCCCCACCUCCAUCUCCUUUACCUGGCAGCCCCCUGCCACACAAAUCACAGGAUACUACGUCACCUACGAAGAGUCAGGAAGACCACCACGGGAGCUCAUCCCAAGACCCCACGCCGGGCAAAACUACGCCACAAUAUCUGGCUUGAAACCAGCCACAGAGUACAUCAUCAAGAUCAUCGCCAUCCAGAACACACAGAGGAGCACGCCUCUGGUGGGCAAGAUCAGGACUCAACCAGACUCCUUGCUUCCCCUGCCUCUGCCCCAGCCACACCGCCCAGGAGGUGCUGAUGACAGGCUGGACGUGCCCGAACUUGACUUGGACAACAGAGUCCAGGUAGUGGGCACCAAUAGCCAGGAUGGCUUUGGAGAUCAGAGCCAGCAUGUGGAGUACACAGAGUACAACAACAAUGGAGACAACAGCAGAUAUAAUGGGAACCGUGGAAACCCACAGUCUCCCUAUGGGCAAGUUCGUGAGCCCUUGGUCUUUGUACCCCUUCCUGAUGCAGAGGGCCGCAGGCAGCCCAUUCUGAAGCUGAACUUUCCCAUCGGAGCUACAUUAGGUAACGACACUGGAGUGCCACAGGAGGUCCAAACUCAGACCAGCAUCUCCUGGAAGCCUUACAGUCAGAGCAACGCCUACCUGGUGUCCUGCCAUCCUCUCACAGAGCUCAAUGAGAAGAUGUUCCAGAUCCGGCUGCCAGGCACAGCCACCACUGCUACCCUGAUAGGACUCACCCCCGGAGCAAACUACAAUGUGAUCGUGGAGGCACUGCUGGGGGCGCUGAAGCACAAGAUUCUGGAGCAGGUCGUCACAGCUGGAAACUCAAUCUCAGAGGGAGUUCCCUCCAAUAAGGACUCAUGCUACGAUGCCUUUACCUCAACCUACCAUGACGUUGGUGCUGAAUGGGAGCGGAUGUCUGAGACUGGCUUCAAGCUGUGGUGCAGGUGUCUCGGCCUGGGCAGCGGCCACUUCAGAUGUGAUUCAUCCAAGUGGUGCCAUGACAGUGGUAACAACUAUCGCAUUGGAGAGAAGUGGGACCGUCGCGCUGAGAAUGGUCACUUGAUGAGCUGCACUUGCUUGGGAAAUGGCAAAGGAGAGUUCAAGUGUGAACCACAUGAGUCCGUGUGCUACGAUGAUGGCAAAACCUAUCAAGUAGGCAACCAGUGGCAGAAGGAGUAUCUGGGUGCUAUCUGCACCUGCUCAUGCUUUGGAGGACAACAGGGCUGGCGAUGUGAGAACUGUCGCAGACCAGGUGCUGAUGUUGACGCCAGUCUGCUGCAGCCUGUUAGAUAUGGAGACAACACACUACGCAAAAAAAUUCAUUGCCCCAUUGAGUGCCUUCGACCUGACCUGCUGGCAGAUGCACAUGUUCCUCAAAAUUCCCGGGAAUAAAGGAUAGUCAUCGGCAUCUGCUUUGCUCACCCACUGUCCAUUUGCUGCACUGUUUCACCUUGUAGAAGCCACGCUGUCUGUGACUCAAAUGAACUAACUGCCUUAUCACUUUUCUGACACACGUUUAUAAGUUACACUGCCCUGCUGCCCGAUCAGUCCUGAUCGUUUUCUAAAGCCAGUCUUUUCACUGUUGACUGCUAAAUUUGGAAUUUAUUCAAAAAGGAAAACUCCUGCCGAACCUUUUCUUCUACGUACUUGUGUGUGAGCCUCAAUGGAAGUUAUUUAGAACUUUGUAUACUUGUCAAAUUGGCAUUUGUUUUCCAUUUAGAUAUUUCGAAACAUCUCCUAAUUGAAAAACAGAACUGUCAGAAAGGAAGCACUGUAUUAAAGAAUGUCAACGUAGUUAUUAACAAUGUUUAAACUGUCCAUGGAAAUGGGUUUUUCCUGUUCUGUAGCCCUUUUUUCAUUACUAAGGGUCUGCACUGUGCGUGAUUGACACAUUCUGACUUGUAAUGUCUUUUUACUAAUUUAUCCCUUUAAUCUCAACGUGUGAAUGUGUGAACUAGGAUGUGAGAAUGUGAACUGUUCUAUUUUUGUACUUUGUUGUCGAUGCCAAAGUUGUUUCUACCUUUGACAAAAAGAAGUCCCUUAUUUUAAUAAAGCUGGAGAGAUUCCGAAUCCUAA